This is a messenger RNA of Polistes canadensis, 1495 nucleotides long. It is a transcript of the gene Drep2, whose product is annotated as hybrid signal transduction histidine kinase B. The record is from RefSeq and is a predicted model, not a curated record. Gene Ontology annotation, biological process: regulation of apoptotic process; apoptotic process. NCBI's taxonomy places the organism in Eukaryota, Metazoa, Arthropoda, Insecta, Hymenoptera, Vespidae.
GUAAAGAAAAAUUAGGCGUACCGCAGAACGAGAAUGUUUCUUUAGUAUUGGAAUCUGACGGGACCCAAGUUGAAGACGGUGAAUACUUCAAGACACUAGCCAAUAAUACGAUUUUACUUUUAUUGCGGCAUGGUGAACGGUGGUGUCCAACUGGGGUUGACAUCAUACGAGCCGCGAUAUCAGCGAUACCGAAAAUAGUUUGCGAAACAAUCCACGCCCUGGAGCUGCACGAUGAGACGCCAUCGUGGAAAAUUAUGGACAAUAAGGGACGAGUCACAGUGGUCCUACACUGGGACCAACGUUCGUCGUCGUCGUCGCAGGUUCAAUCGCAGUCGAAGGGCGCGGAUGCCCAGUCCUCUAAAUAUUCGCCAACUAAGAAAGCCGAUCUGAGCGGGAGUCAGCGGCCCUCGUUGGUGAUUGAAACUAGCAUUGACAAGUUGAAUUAUGGGGGAAAGCCAACGCAUUUGCCGGGCGGCGAGCUAGGUCCAAGCAGAUACGCGGGUCCCCAAAUCACUGUGAUAAAUCAUGAUGAUAUGCAAGCGCAGCAACAGCAACAACAGGCGCAGCAACAGGCGCAGCAAGUGCACAGUAUGCCAGGUCGUUUGGUGAAGCAAGGAACUAAUUCUUUCGAAAGCACGACCAUCCAUAUCCACACGCCAGAGUGUUCAAAUCACAUACAUCAGCCGGUAGCGAGGAACGGUAGUCCUGUUAACGGGGCGGACAACGGUACCACAGGGGAAUGCGAUUUUCAUUGUUGUGCAUUGCACGAGGAGGGCCGUAGGAUCGCGGUGCACAAAUCGGUUGCAACCUCGCCGAUUCAGGACAGUCAACAUCAGCAGUAUCAACAGCAGCAGCAACAGCAGCAGCACCAUCAUCCGCAUCAGCAACAACAGCAACAGACCCAGACCCAAACCCCGUCGCCCCAGCCGCCCUCGUCCUUGUCCGAUGGGACGAGGCGGUCGGGAUUGGGCAAGGGCCACGUCAGAUUUCGCGACACAACUGACGAGGAAUCGAGUCCACGUUUAGGUCCCGGCAAUUCGAACGCAGCCGGGAGUUUUCAUCUUCAUCAUCAUCAUCACAAUCAUCAUCAGGAGCACGACAGCUCCGAAUCAGAAACCGAGAACACAAUUAUGGAGGACGAGAUACACACCUCCGAAAAGUUUUUAUUGCUCAUCGAUCAGUUAACCGUAGAUCAAAAGCAUCAUUUAAGUAUAAAGGACAUCGGCAUCAUAUUAGAACGUUUAAGCUCGAAAAUAUUGGACGUAGAAAGAUUGGAUCGGGAGAGCGAAAGUGAGGAGUGUUACAAUUGGACGAUCAAAGCCAUCAUCAGGGGUGACGUAUUACGCGAAUUGGGGGUCAUUUAUAAUGGCAAUUAUUAUGCGAUCUCGGAACACCCGGGAUACAAAGAGGAGUCCGAAGAGAAUAACGAGGAUAACGAGGAGGAGGAGGAGGAUAGACUUUAAUACGAUCCUGUUUUAUUAGACGGACACGGACA